GCGUGACGCUGUGUACAGAUAAGCAGACCCUGGCAGACACGUAACACUUUGUUGGACUCACUAAAUGGACUAAUUUACCAGUAUUUAGGCCGAAUAUCGAACCUCAAAUUCUUUGCGCGAUGAGGACCAUUUGGGCAGUGGCGUUUGCCACCUGUUUAGCUAUUUUCCUAGUCUGCUUCACCACCCCAGCUCAAGCUCAGCAGAAAAGAAGAGAGGGCCUGACUCUUUCCGAAAAAGUGCAACAGCUGACUGAGAUGAGCGCUAAGAGGUCCAUUCUCCGUUUCAAUGGCCAUAAAUUUAAAGAUUUUGUUCGAUCUACGCCAAGAAACUACUCCAUGAUUGUCAUGUUCACUGCUCUCGCCUCUCAGAGACAGUGUGUCAUCUGCAGACACGCUCACGACGAGUUUGUAAUUGUGGCCAACUCGUUCCGUUAUUCGCAGCACCAUUCCAACAAAAUGUUCUUUGCCAUGGUUGACUUUGACGAGGGACCUGACGUUUUUACCAGCCUGAACAUGAACACUGCGCCUGUUUUCAUGCACUUCCCAGCCAAAGGCAAGCCAAAGCACAGUGAUACCAUGGACAUCCAGAGGGUUGGGUUUGCUGCUGAGUCUAUUGCCAAAUGGAUCACCGAGAGAACUGACAUUUCGAUUCGCGUGUUCCGCCCACCAAACUACUCGGGCACUGUUGCCGUUGCCAUGCUCUUCGCCUUUGUCGCUGGCUUCCUGUACCUCAAGCGUAACAAUUUGGACUUCCUUUACAACAAGACACUAUGGGCCUUUGCAGCAAUUGUUUUCACUCUGGCCAUGACCUCUGGACAAAUGUGGAACCAUAUCCGAGGCCCUCCGUUUGUCCACAAAACUCAGUCUGGAGGAGUCGCAUACAUCCAUGGAUCUUCUCAGGGACAACUUGUGCUCGAGACCUACAUCAUUAUUAUCCUCAAUGCAGCAAUCUUACUUGGCAUGAUUCUGGUCACUGAGGCUGCCUCUCAAAAAGGAGAUGUCCGUAAGAGGAGAAUCCUGGCAAUCGUUGGGAUGGCGAUCUUUACUGUGUUCUUCAGUCUUGUGCUGUCGAUCUUCAGAAAUAAGGCACAUGGCUACCCUUACAGCUUCUUAUUCAAGUGAUUUUGUGAGGAGAAUGAUCAACAUUAGAUUUCCAAGGAAGAAUGAUGAGCGUCAGUUGUUAAAAAUUGUGUUUGGUUUUAUGUAAUAAAUGAGUGUGGAGUAAAAAGUGUUAAUUUUCAA
Cloeon dipterum is the source of this 1241-nucleotide messenger RNA. It is a transcript of the gene Ostgamma, whose product is annotated as oligosaccharide transferase gamma subunit. The transcript has 8 exons. The record is from RefSeq and is a predicted model, not a curated record. Gene Ontology annotation, cellular component: oligosaccharyltransferase complex. Bases 120 to 1121 code for a protein of 333 amino acids. Lineage: Eukaryota; Metazoa; Arthropoda; Insecta; Ephemeroptera; Baetidae.